UUUGCCGAUCAAGGUCGCGGUAAUGGCUUCCUAGGAAAGACUUACUUUGUUUAUGCCGCCGUUGGGAUCCCAGUAGCUGCGUUUAGCGGGCUCGGUGUACGUUAUAUUACAGAUCUGCACGUUUGCGAAGAAAGCUCGGAAACUGACACCUUCGUGCCCGGGAGUUUCUCGCCGAUGGGGCUGAGUUGUAUGGCUGAAUGAGGCGAUCGCCUGUGGUACCGUAGAAGGAUGAACUCCAUCGCCGGUCGGGAUCUCGCAGUGUCCGCUGGAGCUGUCAGUAGCAACCCCGGAGCAGCAUCAUCCAGAGUCCUGCAUGUGGAGCUCACAUCACAACAGAGGCGUUUACGUCACUUGCGGAGCAUAGCAGCCCGUAACAUUGUGAACAAGAAUGGCUCUCCUCUACUUGACACUUACUUCACCCUUCACCUCUGCCAGGAAGAACGGAUAUCACGAGACUUUUAUAAGAGUGAAGUCAUCCGAGAUUCAUUGAACCCAACAUGGCGGAGCUUAGAUUUCGCAAUGCUUCCGGAUCUCUUGGACACGUCUGUGUCGUGUUUUGUAGUGAGAAUAUGGGGUGGGAGAGAAGAAGAGUACCAACUACUUAUUGAAUGGAAAGUCAACCUAGAUGGGCUCAGAUACACAGGACAACAGAUUCGCUCCAGAAAUCCAAAUGAGAUCAUCUUUGGGCUGAACGAUGGCUACUAUGCAGCUGAGUUUGAUCAGAAGGAAACUUCUGACAGGAAGAAGAACAGUUUGCUUCAGGUGGAUCAGAGCUCUGUCAGAAACUCCUACAGCGUUUUCUCUUUACUGAGACUGCACACGGCCCAGAGAGCCAUUAAACAGACUCAGGUGACCGUUCAGAAGAUCGGGAAGGAAAUUGAAGAGAAACUGAGGACAACAGCGUCCUGCACAGAAAAGAAGAAAGAGAGGGAGUGUAUGCAGCUACGUAUCGGGAUUCUGAGGUGCGAGUUGGAGAGACAAAGGAAAGCGCUGGCGAGAGAAAUGGAUGUGAUGCAGAAAGAGAGAACGCAGCUUGUAAAGAAAGAGGAGGCGUCGUCUAGCAAGCAUCAGGGUCUGGAGUCUGAGCGCAAGUCUUUGACGGAGUUACAGAAGGAAUGCACUGCCAAAAGAGAGCUGUUUCUAAAAUCCAACGCCCAACUCACCUUCCGCUGUCGUCAGCUAAUAUCAGAGCUGUCCUACAUUUAUCCCAUUGAUGUGAACAAUCAGAGUGAUUAUGUGAUUUGUGGUGUCAAACUGCCCAAUUCUGAAGACUUUCAAGCAAAGGAUGAUGGGAGUGUUGCGGUGGCUCUGGGUUAUACGGCACACCUGGUGCUGAUGAUAUCGAACUUCCUGCACAUUCCUCUCAGGUAUCCAGUCAUCCACAAGGGUUCCCGCUCCUCCAUCAAAGACACCAUCACUGACAAACUCACAGAGAAGGAGAGAGAGUUCCCUCUUUACCCCAGAGGAGAGCGUUUCCAGUUUGAAUACGGCGUCUAUUUGCUCAACAAAAACAUCGCCCAGUUGAGAUACCAGCAUGGGCUGUCCACCCCAGAUCUGCGUCAGACUUUACCCAACCUGAAGAACUUUCUAGAGCAUGGAUUACUUGUACGAUGUGACAGGCACCAUGUCUCCAUGUCCAUUCCUGUCCCUCUGAAGUCUCAUCUCAGUGUUUCCGGCGCAUCCGAAGUCGGCUUUCCGACCCUGUCCAGCUCCCCUGAACGGGACGUCCGGAAGCGGGCUGGCUCAGAUGCGGAUAAACAGAAAAACCAAACCCCUCCACCUAGUUACAACACAGCCAUGACCCAACCUGACCCCAUGACGACUCCAGAAGUCCCAUCAGUGCUGUCCACAGAGAUUGUGAGCGUUGAAGUAGGUAAGACUGUGGAUACACAUGGGGAUGGAGAGACUGUGUCCGAGGCACAUACGGAGAAGCCUCUGGAAAUCCCUACGGACAUAGCUAGUACACUACCGUCUGACUCCGUCCCUCAGCACCCGGGAGCCAUGAACGGCUCAGCCGUGCCCAGCGAGGGUAUAGGUUUGGGUGUUGCGGGCGCAGCCGAACUGUGCUGCUCCGUGGAGCAGGCUGAGGAAAUUAUGGGCACUGAAGCUACAGGGCUGGGAUUGGGACUAGGAUUAGGAUUGAGAUUGGGAGGCGGCGCCAGACUGGACGAUUACCCGUGUAUCCCCGUGGAGCACGCGGUCGCAGUCGAGUGCGACGAACAGGUUUUGGGAGAGUUCGACGCCGCUGGGAUCGAGGAGGUCUCGCGGCGCAUCUAUGCACUAGAAAACAUGUCUAGCUUCCGACGGCCUCGGAAGAACUCGGAAAAAUGACUGGGAUGUUAGGCGUGGGCCUGGAGAAACGGGUCGGAGGAUGACUGGUAUCCAAGUAGGUGGGUGACAUGAGGCUGAGCCUGUGUAAUAUUUCACCCUGACUGCAACAAGUAUAGACAUUACAUAAAGAAAUAUAUUAUAAUUAAUAUUGUUAUAAUAAUUAUUAAUAUUAUUAGGAAAAAUCUGGAAUAUUGACCAAUUUGCACUUCUCGAAGCAUUUCUAUAAUCCUUUAAAGUGAAAUAAAGAGAAUGUUUGGUUGAAAUGCUUGCUGGAUGUCUUUCUGGGUAUAUGGAUGCAUAGUUUUAAUGGCAUAUUCUACCCCAAAAAUGAAAAUUCUGUCAAUAUUUACUGUCCGUCAUGUCGUUCCAAACCUGUAUGACUCUCAUUCUUCAAGUUAUUUAGAAGAACUGGUUUGGUCCGAAGAACAGUGGUGUUUUAAGGAUGCAAUCUUGUCACCUUUCAGCAUUUGUGUGACAACCAUAAAUGUUAGUUUUUAAAUUUUAUUUGUUCUGUGAAAUAAAUUACUUUUUUAUUUAACAGGAUUAGGAUUGGGAGGCGGGAAGGAAACGCAAUGCAUUAAGAGCCUGGGGGUGAAAACUUUUGGAUUUAAAAGAUAAGGGUAAAUUCAGCUUAUUUUGUCUUCUGGGAAACAUGUAAGUAUCUUCUGUAACCUCUGAAGAGCAGUACUAAAUGAAAAAAAUAUGCUAUUUAGGCAAAAUAAGAAAAAUGUACACAUUUCCAUUAUAAAUGUACACAUGUAAAUGUACACAUUUCCAUUAUAUUCAAAAUAUCCCCCCGGCUCUUAAUGCAUGGUUUUUCCUUCUGGAGCAUCAGUGAACAUUUGAACCUUCUGUAAUAGUUGCAUUCUGUAAUAGUCCCUCAGUUGUCCUCAGUGUGAAAAGAUGGAUCUCAGAAUCAUACAGUCAUUGUUGGAAAGGGUUCAAAUACACAAAAAUGCUGAAAACCAAAGAAUUUGUGGGACCUGAACGAUUUUUCUGACGAACAGCAGGGAUUAACUGUUUAGGACAAACAAAGGACUCAUGAACAACUAUCACUAAACAAAAAAACACAGCUGUGGAUCAUUCAGGUAACAACACAGGUAACAGUAUUAAGAAUCAAGCGCAUGUAAACUUUUGAAUGGGGUAAUUUUUAUAAACUCAGCUAUUAUUUUCUCUUGUUGACUAUAUGUAAACAUCUUUUAUCUGAAAUAUCUUAUUCAGGUCAGUACUAAAUAAACAAUAACUUGCAUUUUGUAUGAUCCCUCUUAUUUUGGUAAAAUAAUUAACAUUUUUAAUGAUUCUAAAAGGGGGAUGUAAACGUUUGACCUCAACUGUAGUAUAGUGUAGUAUUAUUAUUGUAGUAAAUUAGUUUUCUUUAUUAGUUUGUUUAAAUGUAACCUAUUAUGCCCCUUCAUUCAAGAUGUAAUAUAAAUCUCAGGUGUCCUCAGAAGGUGCCUGUGAAGUUUUAACUCAAAAUACCUCACAGAUCAUUUAUUAUGUAAUUUUGAAAAUGCCUGUCUUGACUGGAAGCAGAAAAAUGCUGUUUUUGUGCAUGUUUGUUUAAAUGCAAAUGAGCUGCUGCCCCCCACCCACUUUUCCGAAACAGGGCUGUGCCUUUACAGCUCGUAUCACUAUUGCGCUGAAAUCAUGCGUUUUAAACCAUAUUAGUUUAAACUUCUGAUAUACAGUUUUCUGAGCGUACACAUCCGAAGCACGCAUGUGACUAGUUCUCUUUCAUAUCUUAUUGCGCUUAAACUCUCAAUUACACACAAGUUAAUGUUAAAAACACACAAGUUACAAAAACCUGAGUCAAAAACGUGAGUCACUUAUGUAUGGAACUUGUGUAUAAACUAGGUUGAAUUUUUUUCAAUAUACUAGUGCUAAAAUCAGCUCAAAUCCACAUUAAAGCUUAUAUUUAAUUUUAAAAUAUAGAAAUUAAAAGCCACUUUAGGACAAAAAAAGUCACACAGGUUUGGAACGACAAUGAGAAAUUACAGUUUUCAUUUUUGGGUCAACUAUUCCUUUAAAUGCCACUCAGUAUUACAGCGGGAAUUCUUGUGUGCCAGGACCAACCUGAGAGCAAA
Labeo rohita (rohu) is the source of this 4415-nucleotide messenger RNA. RefSeq names its product UV radiation resistance associated gene (gene uvrag). Gene Ontology annotation, biological process: SNARE complex assembly. The coding region runs from base 229 to 2331 and encodes 700 amino acids. The transcript is spliced from 15 exons. Gene Ontology annotation, molecular function: SNARE binding. The record is from RefSeq and is a predicted model, not a curated record. Lineage: Eukaryota; Metazoa; Chordata; Actinopteri; Cypriniformes; Cyprinidae. Gene Ontology annotation, cellular component: endosome; lytic vacuole.